Colletotrichum chrysophilum is the source of this 987-nucleotide messenger RNA. RefSeq lists its product as uncharacterized. Lineage: Eukaryota; Fungi; Ascomycota; Sordariomycetes; Glomerellales; Glomerellaceae. The record is from RefSeq and is a predicted model, not a curated record. Gene Ontology annotation, biological process: base-excision repair, AP site formation. The transcript has a single exon. Gene Ontology annotation, molecular function: mismatch base pair DNA N-glycosylase activity. The coding region runs from base 1 to 987 and encodes 328 amino acids.
AUGGAAUCCCCGUUCUUCGACGGCGCAGAGCCGCAGCCGAAACCCGCAAGCUUCCAGGGCCGCCUGCAGCUUCAAGAUUUCAUGUUCAAGCACGAAUCCCCGUCCCCAGCAGCAUCGCCGUCGCCGGCCCCGUCACCACUCCGGCGUAGCCCCCGGAAGCAGCCCCCACACGGCGGCCCCGUCGUCCGCUCGCCAGCCCGGGUCACCAAACCCACCAGCACCACACCGCGGAAGGUGAAGGCGGAACCUCCCUCGACCGCCGGCAACGAGGAGGACACAUCACUACACCGCAUCCCACCGCGCAACACAGCAACAAAAGCGAAGCGCAAACGCCAGGCAACCGGCUACGCCCCGCCGUCAACCUACGCGCACCUCUCCCCGCUGGUCGACAUCCUCGCGCCCGACCUGCUCAUCCUCUUCGUCGGCCUCAACCCGGGCCUGCAGACGGCGCGCUCCGGCCACGUGUACGCGCACCCGUCCAACCUCUUCUGGAAGCUCCUGCACUCCUCGGGCAUCACGCCGCGGCUAUGCGCGCCGCAGGAGGACCGCGAGCUGCCCGCGCUCUACGGCCUGGGCAACACCAACAUCGUCGCCCGGCCGAGCCGCAACGGUGCGGAGCUCAGCAAGGCGGAGAUGGACGAGGGCGUCGGCGUGCUGGAGGAGAAGGUGCGGGGGUGCAGGCCCGAGACGGUGUGCAUCGUGGGGAAGAGCAUCUGGGAGAGUAUCUGGCGGGUGCGGCACGGCAGGGGGAUCAGGAAGGAGGAGUUUCGGUAUGGGUGGCAGGAUGAGAGCGAGAAUAUGGGCGUUGUGAGGGAGGGUGGUGGUGAUGGUGAUGAGAAGGGGGAACCUUGGGCUGGUGCGAGGGUGUUUGUUGCGACGAGCACGAGCGGACUUGCUGCGACCCUUCGGCCGGCGGAGAAGGAGAGGAUCUGGCGGGAGCUGGGAGAGUGGUGCGAGACCCGGAGGGCCGAAAGAGAUGCGGCUUGA